Messenger RNA from Clupea harengus (Atlantic herring), 2302 nucleotides. RefSeq names its product heat shock protein family B (small) member 1 (gene hspb1). Gene Ontology annotation, cellular component: cytoplasm; nucleus. NCBI's taxonomy places the organism in Eukaryota, Metazoa, Chordata, Actinopteri, Clupeiformes, Clupeidae. Gene Ontology annotation, biological process: response to heat; negative regulation of apoptotic process; protein refolding. The record is from RefSeq and is a predicted model, not a curated record.
GGCCAGAGAGGCACUUAUAAAACCCUCCAGCUGAGAGGCAGUCAGUACCUUUCCGGGAAAGUUUGACCAAGAUCAGGCUCUCCUCCUCCACUUCGUCCAACAGAUCGGUUUUCCACAGACAUGGCUGAGAGGCGCGUUCCAUUCUCCUACCUCCGCACCCCGAGCUGGGACCCCUUCCGUGACUGGUACCAGGGCAGCCGUCUGUUUGACCAGUCCUUCGGCAUGCCCUCCCUGCACGAGGACUUCACCCCUUUCCCCAGCACCCACUGGCCCGGAUAUAUGCGCCAGGGCCUGCCUUCCGUCGCCGACUCCGUCUCCCCGUUCCAGUCCCAUAUGCCCGUGAUGUCCCAAAUGUCCCAGAUGCCCCAGAUGUCCCCGAUGCCCCAGAUGCCCCAGAUGCCCAUGAUUCCCCAGCCGCCACCGGCCUACGCCCGCGCCCUCUCCCGACAGCUGAGCUCCGGCAUGUCCGAGAUCAAGCAGUCCCAGGACAGCUGGAAGGUCAGCCUGGAUGUCAACCACUUUUCCCCCGAGGACCUGGUGGUGAAGACCAAAGACGGCGUGGUCGAGAUCACAGGAAAGCAUGAGGAGAGGAGAGACGAGCACGGAUACAUUUCCAGAUGCUUCACAAGGAAGUACACGCUGCCCCCUGGUGCUGACUCAGAGAAGAUCACAUCCUCCCUGUCCCCCGAGGGAGUGCUGACUGUGGAGCUCCCCUUGCCCAAAUCAGCCAUCCAGGGCUCCGAGAUCACCAUCCCCGUCAACGUGGAGAAAGACAGCAUUGUCAAGAAAGAAUGAAUCUAACCCACACACACCCAAUCCCUGCCACACACACGCACACACACACACACGCACACACACACAUUGCUAAUGUAGAUGACACGCAUAGCUGACACGUACACACAGACACAGCCAUAAUCACACAAGCAGGAGAGAUGGCUUACAGUAUCGGUGCGUGAGGCAGAGACAGACACACAUUUACAGUACUGAUUCGGUGGAGCAGAGACCCGAACCCCAGUUCCUUUGACUGGAUGUCCCAACAGCACAGUGGGGCGGAGGAAGAGGAGGGAGACGGUGGGGGGUGGAGGGUGGAUCAGAUCCCUCGUCUCCGCGACUUUCCCCUCUAAUGAUCCAACCCCCGGCAGGGAGCCCUGAGUACACACAUCUGCACCAGCGCCUUAUGCUGGCUCUGCAAUAAAUACACUCUUCAUUUGCAUUAAGAUACACACUCACUCACUCACUCACUCACUCACUCACUCACUCACUCACUCACUCUCACACACACACACACACACACACACACACACACACACACGCACACACAGACAGACACACUCACAGACACACACACACACACACACACACACACACACACACACACACACUCGCACACAUACCUUGAUAUAUAAUUUGCUUGUCAGGCACUGUGAGCAACUAAAUCUGCAUUUGCUUCCUGAACACUGCCCCUUAACGCCAACAGCAUGCUGCCAAUCACCGCUUCAGCUUUGUGAAGGAGCUCAGAAACAGACUCCUUGACGCUACACGAACAGCCUAGACAGCCCUGGUCUCUCCAAAAAGGCUGGUUCUUCCUUUCCUGUGACUGAAGAAGUCCCUAAAAUUAGACCAAGCUCAGAACAGUGUGAAUGUGAAUAAAAACUAAACCUGAUGUUUUUUCAAUUUCUUCGCUGAGAGGAAAUGUUAGUUUUUCAUCUGAUGUUGCAUUUGGGGGGAAUUGUUGCGUGCUAAUGGAGAAUAAACUUUCCCUCAAAAAAUCACCUUUUCUUAUGUUAUCAUUUUAUCAUAGUGCAUUUGUUUUAUUUGGUUAACAUAAAUAGUAACUUAUAACCAUGAAAUACAAAGUAACAAAUCUGUAUUUUAUUAACCAUGUAAACUGUGUACAAAGAGGUAGAGAGGGUGUUGUGGCAACUCAACUCGAAACAUUCUGGCCAUGAGUAGAACACCAGAACACCAGUUACCUUGGUAACACUCAGCCUUCAUCUACAACAUUCAUGGCCACACCAUAGCUGCCAACAUGACAAUAGUGACAGUAUGAUGAUAUCUGCUAGUCUUUCAGAAUGAGAAAUUGAAUACAGUCCAUAAUGGUCGCCGUCUGUUUCCUUCGUUCUGCCAAGCCACAUCUCCUGUACACAAUUCCUGUAUCAGCUCUUGGACAAGCCAUACACAGUUUCUUGCUGUGAUUUAUCAUUGAAGAAAAUAACUUGAGGUGGGAAUAAUAGUGCUACUGUAAACAGACGUUCCUAAUCUAAACUGGUAACUGGAUAAAACAGACGUGAUGCACAUCUCA